This is a messenger RNA of Siniperca chuatsi (mandarin fish), 998 nucleotides long. RefSeq names its product anterior gradient 1 (gene agr1). The transcript has 8 exons. The coding region runs from base 384 to 872 and encodes 162 amino acids. Gene Ontology annotation, cellular component: endoplasmic reticulum. NCBI's taxonomy places the organism in Eukaryota, Metazoa, Chordata, Actinopteri, Centrarchiformes, Sinipercidae. The record is from RefSeq and is a predicted model, not a curated record.
AUUAAAACAUUGACAAAGACAACAGUUAACACAGCCUGUGUCAUGUUAUUACACAACAAUGCCCAUUGGCAGAAAUGGGUCAAAUAUCAUUCUCAGCACUCUAUUAAAUUUGUGUUUGAUAGCAUUUAUUGCUUUCUGGUGCAGAUCUGUUUCUGGGAUAGAGUGUGGGUUCCUGGCACAACAUCACCUAAGGUGCAUGGAGAAAGGAAAGCAAACUUUAAAACUCUAGCACCACUUACAGUAUUAAGAACAACUUACACGUUUUGGCAUCAGAAAAAUCAAACAAGUUGAGUAUGGGAAAAUGUGGAAAGCUGAGUAGGAUUUUUUGAGCCAGAUCUCCUUUAAAAACCCAUGAAUGCUGUUGUCACAAAGGACAGGAAGUGAUGUUUCGCUGGGUCUUGUUUGCUUUGUUCUUUGGUAUCUGUGCCAGUGCCGGAGAACAGAAAAGAAAGAAAGCGAAGCCUCAGUCGCUGUCAAGAGGAUGGGGUGAUAGUAUUAGUUGGGUCCAAAAUUAUGAAGAGGGGCUGUCUAUGAUGGUCAAGAGUCAGAAGCCUCUGAUGGUCAUCCAUCAUAAAGACGACUGCCCGUACAGUCAAGCUUUGAAGAAGGCAUUUGCUGCUGAGAAGUCCAUCCAGAAAAUGGCCAAAGAGGAUUUCAUCAUGCUCAACUUGGUGGAGGAGACUGGGGACAAGAAUCUGGCCCUUGAUGGCUACUACAUUCCGAGAAUCCUCUUUGUUGAUCCAUCUAUGACUGUGCGCAGAGACAUUGCAGGAAAAUUCAGCAACCACCACUACACCUACGAGCCUGGUGACAUGGCACAUUUGAUCAAAAACAUGAAGAAAGCCAAAAUCCUGUUGCACAAUGAACUCUAACAUGGCUCAAGUUGACAUCUGACUUCUCUCCAUCCUCCAGUCAUGCUGGGUAACCUGCUCAGGGGUCAGCACUGAAAUGUUUACAUGCUGUUCAGAGCUAAAUAAAACCAAAAUGAAGAAAUAGAA